GCAAUUCCUCAUGAAUUUCAUCUAUACUUGAAUACCAUGUUUAGUGAACCAAUGAAAUGGAAAAAAGUUACCUAUAAAAAUCCACUUAAUCCCGAAACUCUUGACAGCUUUCGGUUCGCGACGGCAUGCCUAGCUUCACAUCCGUCAUACUAUCUGGAUUUGCUCUUCUUGAUCUCUUGUAAAAGCUUGGGAUCCCGGCACCUCAGAAAUAAACACCAAAAACAUGAGAGACUAUUCGAAUAACGCAUCGAGUCCUAAAUAUGGCGGUACGGAUCAAGUUAGCGAGACCCCCAAGACGGGAGUUGGAACACAAAGCAAUUUCAGUCAAGAAGAAGGAGAAUCCGCUUAUCAAACUAAUGAUGCGCGCCGUCAAAUUGGCCCCAUUUCCGCCAUUUUCUUGAUCUUCAAUCGCAUGAUCGGAACCGGAAUCUUCUCGACCCCAAGUACCAUUGUUGCACUUUCCGGAUCUGUUGGGCUAGCACUAUUUAUCUGGGUUGCAGGUAUGCUGAUUGCAGCAGCUGGUCUUGCAACAUAUAUGGAAUUUGGUACCGGACUUCCACGAAACGGUGGCGAAAAGAACUAUCUCGAAUAUGUAUUCCGAAAGCCUAAGUUUCUCGUCACUAGUAUGUAUGCUAUGUAUGUAGUACUACUCGGUUGGGCGGGUUCGAAUUCCGUGGUAUUUGGGGAGUAUAUUUUGAGUGCCGCCGAAGUUGAGGUAACUCGUUGGAAUCAACGUGGAGUAGGAUUGGCCUGUAUCACAGCCGCUUUCUUGAUCCAUGGGUUUUCUGUAAAAUGGGGAUUGAGACUUCAAAAUCUUUUGGGUGUUAUCAAGCUUCUAAUUCUUCUCCUGAUCAUCAUCUCGGGCUUUGUUGCGCUUGGUGGCCAUCUCAGAAUCGAGAAGCCAAACAAUUUUACCAAUGCUUUUGAGGGAACGACUGGUAGCGCCUACGGAGUUGUCACAGCUCUGUACAACGUCAUCUGGAGUUAUAUCGGCUAUAGCAAUGCCAAUUAUGCACUUUCCGAAACCAAAAAUCCGGUCAGAACACUCAAGAUGGCCGCGCCUACAGCUCUCGCUAUAGUCGGCGUGCUUUAUAUGCUUGCAAACAUUGCAUAUUUUGCCGCUGUACCAAAGGAGGAAAUCAUGACUUCGGGUCGUAUUUUGGCUGCUUCAUUUUUCAGAAACAUGUUUGGAUCCCGUGCCGAACGUGUAUUGUCUGUUUUCGUUGCCCUUUCAGCAUUUGGGAAUGUCCUGAGUGUCAUAUUCUCCCAAGGCAGAAUUGUACAAGAAAUUGGCCGAGAAGGAAUCUUGCCAUUCUCCCGACUUUGGGCAAGUAACAAGCCUUUUAACACACCAUUCAUGGGCCUUUUCGAACAUUGGCUGGUGUCUGUGAUCAUUAUGUUAGCUCCUCCACCUGGAGAUGCUUACAACUUUAUUCUGAAUGUUAUCUCAUACCCACUUGCGGUAGUAAACGUCUUUGUAUCUCUAGCUUUGCUUAUCCUUUAUGCUCGACCAUUCGCAGCUGAUCGCCAUCCACAACAUUGGGCCCCGCCUUUCCGUGCUACUUGGCCUGUGGUUUUAUUCUUCCUUCUCUCGAAUGUCUACCUUGUCGUUGCACCAUUUGUUCCACCCGAUGAGGGACAAAAUGUAUACGAGAGUUUGCCAUAUUACCUUCAUUGUGUUGUGGGUAUUGCAUUCUUCGGCGCGGGAGCUAUUUACUGGUUGAUUUGGGCUCAAAUACUACCCAGAAUUGGUGGAUAUAAACUCGUUCGAGAGAAUAUCGUUACUGAUGAUGGAUGGAGUGGAAGUGUCUUCAGAAGGGUCAAAUCAGAAUAGAUAACGAGAAGCAAUUGGGCUGACAAGGGAGCAACGGAGUACAAAUUAUUGGUAUCAACACUUUAUAAGAAUAAUGGUAAUAACAACAACAAAUUCAACAUGUAAUAGAAAGUAAACAAUUGAGGUUCUGAUGAUCGUUGUUGUUAUCGAUGUAUUACUAGUUGUGUAAAUAAGGCUGAAAUGUUAGAUCCA
Messenger RNA from Botrytis cinerea B05.10, 2026 nucleotides. It is a transcript of the gene Bcmup1, whose product is annotated as Bcmup1. Gene Ontology annotation, biological process: amino acid transmembrane transport. Gene Ontology annotation, cellular component: membrane. NCBI's taxonomy places the organism in Eukaryota, Fungi, Ascomycota, Leotiomycetes, Helotiales, Sclerotiniaceae. The transcript has 7 exons. The record is from RefSeq and is a predicted model, not a curated record. Gene Ontology annotation, molecular function: L-amino acid transmembrane transporter activity. Bases 224 to 1834 code for a protein of 536 amino acids.